AUGGCGCAUGAAAUCGGCCACGCGCUGGCGAGACACACGGCCGAGUCGAUGAGCAUGUUGCCGUUGAUGUAUCUGCAGUUCAUUCUCGGCAUGGAGAGCCCGCUGCUCAAGUACAUUUUCCAAUUCGCCUUCAACUUGCCCUUCAGUCGGUCGCAAGAGGCCGAAGCAGACCACAUUGGCAUCAUGCUACUUGCUAGCGCGUGCUACGAUCCGUCGGAGGCCCCGCGGCUGUGGAAGGCGUUCACGGCUUUCUAUGCGGAUCCGGAGGCAGGUGAGGACGAGCUGGAAUUGGAUUUUGAUUGGAUAUCGACGCACCCUUCCAACCGCAAGCGCGAACGAGCGCUGGACGGGCUCGUGGAGGCCGCGUUGGAGGUGCAGCGGCGCAGUAGCUGGUGCGCCUUCCUCCAGAAGAAGGUGUUGGAGUUUGUGGGUGCUAACACAGAGGCCGAGCUGCUGCACCACAUCCGCGCUGCCAUGACGCAGGCCCAAGCAGAAGAAGCCCAAGCCAACAGCACUGCAGCGCUGCGUCCGCGACGUCGAAAUACUAUUGCUGCCAUUCACGCCCUGGAGAGUCAAGAGAUGCUUAAGAUCAUCCUUGACGACGCAGCAAUGGCGGAUGGAGAGAAGCAGCAAGUGGCAGCAGCCAGCGCAUAG
This is a messenger RNA of Phytophthora infestans T30-4, 654 nucleotides long. Its product is annotated as metalloprotease family M48X, putative. Bases 1 to 654 code for a protein of 217 amino acids. Gene Ontology annotation, cellular component: membrane. The record is from RefSeq and is a predicted model, not a curated record. Lineage: Eukaryota; Oomycota; Peronosporomycetes; Peronosporales; Peronosporaceae. Gene Ontology annotation, molecular function: metalloendopeptidase activity. The transcript is spliced from 2 exons.